AUGAAGAUCAUUUACAUCGGCGUCUUUAUGACGGAGGUGAAGGCUAAGGACGAUGAGGCCGUCGAGCUGGUCAAGGAGCAGGCUCUCGACUCGUUCAACUAUUUCACCCGCGGCAGUAUCAGUCAGUUCGCAACCUUCUGCGGAGGUCAGAUCGCGAAGCGCACACGAGUAGGACAACAGCAGAGUGUUGAAGAGAAAGAGUACAUGUUUCAUGCGUACAGCCAGCAGCCGGGCAUUUGCGGCAUGGUCAUCUCCGACGUCGAAUACCCCAACCUCGUAGCCCAUUCGCUCCUCAAAAAGGUCGUCGACGGCUUCCACACCAAAUAUCCACGCAGCGCCUAUGCCAACGCCACCAAGGACAGCCCGAAGCUGUCGUACCCUGAGCUCGCCGACUACAUCAAAAAGUACCAGGACCCACAGCAGGCGGACAGUAUUAUGAAGAUUCAGAAGGAGUUGGACGAGACCAAGAUUGUACUGCACAAGACUAUUGAAAGUGUGCUGGAGCGUGGGGAGAAGAUUGACACGUUGGUCGCGAAGAGUGAUGGGCUUAGUGCUCAGAGCAAGAUGUUCUAUACACAGGCCAAGAAGCAGAACUCGUGCUGCGUCGUCAUGUAA
Messenger RNA from Plenodomus lingam JN3, 615 nucleotides. RefSeq lists its product as uncharacterized. Gene Ontology annotation, biological process: endoplasmic reticulum to Golgi vesicle-mediated transport. Gene Ontology annotation, molecular function: SNAP receptor activity. NCBI's taxonomy places the organism in Eukaryota, Fungi, Ascomycota, Dothideomycetes, Pleosporales, Leptosphaeriaceae. Gene Ontology annotation, cellular component: Golgi apparatus; membrane. The record is from RefSeq and is a predicted model, not a curated record.